Messenger RNA from Haliotis rufescens (red abalone), 1204 nucleotides. RefSeq lists its product as uncharacterized. NCBI's taxonomy places the organism in Eukaryota, Metazoa, Mollusca, Gastropoda, Lepetellida, Haliotidae. The transcript has 8 exons. Bases 61 to 888 code for a protein of 275 amino acids. The record is from RefSeq and is a predicted model, not a curated record.
UCUGCUGGGCUCCAGCAUCGUGUCACUCCACUGCGUCCAUCCCGGUGAGAAGGUUCAGCCAUGCUCCGCUUGUUACUGUGCAUCGCCAUCCUGUCUGGGUCCCAGGCCUUCUUCUUCAGCAGAUCGCCUGACUGGGACAAACUGCAAGUGACUUUCGGAAUCAACGUAUUCAGCUCCGGGACAUUUUCUCACCUUCCGAGAACAGUGCUUGCCGCCAGGGAUGAAGGCUUCACCGAGCUGUCCGGGUGUGGAGCAACUCCUAUGUUUGCUGGCAGGCGUUUUGCUAAAAAUGGAGACCUCGCUGUCGUCCUCAUCUUUGACGUGAACGGCAUCAUCGCCGGCAUUCAAGCAGGGUUCUCCAGCAACCAGUACAACGGCUACCCCGAUGACCCCAUCAGGAACCACCCCUUCGUCGAGUACGACCACCACCAGUUCGUCACCGCCUACUUCACCGACCCUGGGAGUAUAUGCAGCAGGGGGCGGACCUCAGACCAGUAUUCCGAGGAAGGGACGGGGACGCAGCUGCUGAUCCAGAACGGCACCACCCCUAGGGAAUACAUCACUAUUCCAAUGACCGAGACAGGACUCCGCACAACACGCUGGACAAGGGGAAAGUGCUUCCCAUGGAUGGGAGUGCACUACUGGUACGACAUAUCGAGGGACAUGGACUGUAGCCGCUUCUUCCCAGUGUUUCUCAUGUACAAUGGUGGCAAGCUCAACUCUUUUGGCUGGGCGUUUAACGCCGAUCUGACGUCGCCUCGUUAUGAACAUCCUCCCCCCUCACAGUUCAGGCGUUUCCUCAACCCCGUACCUCUCUGUCUGUCUGGACGAAGCCGAUUAUCAACACUCCACAUCUAUUUGUCCAACCCUCUACGCAACUUCUGUUGAGCAGAUUCAAGGCGUCCUGGAUCUUCAAUUUCACAGUCGGCCUUACUCGUCUCUUUCCGUAAACUAACGGGAAAGCCCGUGUUUGUGUCUGAAGCCAGACAGAUGUGUUUGUUUUCGGGGGUUUUAUUACAGGGUGGGGAAAGUUGUUAUUUUUUGUGGUGUUUGUGUGUUUUUUUAACAUGUGUUUUACACUGAAUCUGCAUAUUUUUUAUAAUUAGUGAGUAUGGUUUUACGCCGCUGUUAGCAAUAUUCCAGGAAUAUCACGGCGGGUUAAUUUUCUAUUUGUUAUAGAUUUCAAGUAAAAUUAUGAAUGCUA